This is a messenger RNA of Haliotis rubra (blacklip abalone), 777 nucleotides long. RefSeq lists its product as uncharacterized. The coding region runs from base 1 to 777 and encodes 258 amino acids. NCBI's taxonomy places the organism in Eukaryota, Metazoa, Mollusca, Gastropoda, Lepetellida, Haliotidae. The transcript has 3 exons. The record is from RefSeq and is a predicted model, not a curated record.
AUGGACGACCAGUUUUCAUUUGGGCCAUCCGUGGAGGAUGAGGCUGCAAUUGAGAGUCAAAAUGUGGUCAGCAAUACAAAUGACGAGCCCAAGUAUACCCGGAGACGUCAGAGCGUGAAUGAUGACACCGAGUAUAUCCGGAGACGUCAGAGCGUGGAUGAUGACCCCGAGUAUAUCCGGAGACGUAAGGUCGUGGGUGAUGACCCCAAGUAUACCCGGAGACGUCAGAGCGUGUGUGAUGACCCCAAGUAUUCCCGGAGACGUCAGAUCGUGGAUGAUGACCCCGAGUAUAUCUGGAGACGUAAGGUCGUGGGUGAUGAUCCUCAGUAUAUCCGGAGACGUCAGAGCGUGUGUGAUGACCCCGAGUAUACCCGGAGACGUCAGAGCGUGGAUGAUGACACCGAGUAUAUCCGGAGACGUCAGAGCGUGGAUGAUGACCCCGAGUAUAUCCGGAGAUGUAAGGUCGUGGGUGAUGAUCACGAGUAUACCCGGAGACGUCAGAUCGUGGGUGAUGACCCCGAGUAUACCCGAGAGUAUACCCGGAGACAUCAGAGCGUGGGUGAUGACCCCGAGUAUACCCGGAGACGCCAGAGCGUGUGUGAUGACCCCGAAUGUACCCGGAGACGUCAGAGCGUGGAUGAUGACCCCGAGUAUACCCGAAGACAUCAGAGCGUGGGUGAUGACCCCGAGUGUACCCAGAGACGUCAGGGCGAGGGUGAUGAUCCUCAGUAUACCCGGAGACGUCAGGUCGUGGGUGAUGACCCCCAGUAUACCUAG